CGGUGCGCGGCGGGGCGGGGGCGCGCACGGCGGGCGCGGGGGCGCGCACGCCGUUGCCAAGCGGCGAGUUCCGGCCGCCGUAGCUCAAGAGAAGAGGAAGGAGGAACAUAAUAAAAUGUCACCUGAAGUGGCCUUGAACAGAAUUUCUCCAGCACUUUCGCCCUUCAUUUCCAGUGUGGUCAGGAAUGGAAAAGUAGGACUAGAUGCUACUAAUUGUUUACGGAUUACAGACUUGAAGUCUGGCUGUACAUCCUUGACCCCUGGACCCAGCUGUGAUCGUUUUAAACUACAUAUCCCUUAUGCAGGAGAAACACUCAAAUGGGAUAUCAUUUUUAAUGCUCACUAUCCUGACCUGCCACCAGAUUUUAUCUUUGGAGAGGAUGCUGAGUUUUUGCCAGAUCCUUCUGCCUUGCAUAAUUUAGCUUCCUGGAAUCCUUCAAACCCUGAAUGCCUCCUGCUUGUUGUGAAAGAGCUUGUGCAGCAGUAUCAUCAAUUUCAGUGCAGCCGAUUACGGGAGAGUUCUCGUCUCAUGUUUGAGUAUCAGACUUUACUUGAAGAGCCCCAGUAUGGAGAAAACAUGGAAAUCUAUGCUGGCAAAAAAAACAACUGGACUGGCGAAUUCUCAGCUCGCUUCCUCUUGAAGUUGCCUGUCGAUUUCAGCAAUAUUCCUACAUACCUUCUUAAGGAUGUGAAUGAAGACCCCGGAGAAGAUGUUGCACUCCUCUCCGUUAGUUUUGAGGACGCAGAAGCUACUCAGGUUUUUCCUAAGCUGUACCUCUCCCCACGUAUUGAACAUGCACUUGGAGGAUCAUCUGCCCUUCACAUCCCAGCCUUUCCUGGUGGAGGUUGUCUCAUCGACUAUGUACCCCAAGUAUGCCAGCUGCUAACAAACAAGGUACAAUACGUUAUUCAGGGAUACCAUAAGAGAAGAGAGUACAUUGCAGCUUUCCUGAGUCACUUUGGAACUGGUGUGGUGGAAUAUGAUGCAGAAGGAUUCACAAAGCUUACUCUGUUGCUGAUGUGGAAAGAUUUUUGCUUCCUUGUUCACAUUGACCUACCCCUCUACUUUCCUCGAGACCAACCAACCCUAACAUUUCAGUCUGUCUACCACUUCACUAACAGUGGCCAGCUGUACUCCCAGGCCCAGAAGAAUUACCCAUACAGCCCCCGAUGGGAUGGCAAUGAAAUGGCCAAGAGAGCAAAGACAUAUUUCAAGACAUUUGUCCCUCAGUUCCAGGAGGCAGCAUUUGCUAAUGGGAAGCUUUAGACAGCUUUGGGCAUGGAAACUAUUCUGGACAGAUCCUUCAGUCUGCACAUGUCAGCCCAGAAGAAGGAUGCCUGGAAAUGGGUUGGACUGUCUUGAUAAGCGCUUUCUUGCCUCUGAACUGGUUUUGGUAGCUUCAGUUUUUGAAACAAAGACCUCAUUAGCAUGCUUAGAACUGAAUAUUUGAUAUUAGUCCUGCCCCUUUGCCUCUGCCACCACCAUUCCUUUAUAUAUCUGUUGGAUUAAACUUAAAAAGGUGUGUAUUGAUAAAAUUACACUUUCUUGUGCCAACAAUGUCCUGUAUGUUAUGCCUUGUUUCCUUGUCUUUAGAUGGUCUAAAUUGGACUGCUCUUCCCCAUGGAAAUAUUAUGUAAUGUGUACAUUUAGUUAACAUUUUCAGCUUAUCCUAAGGAAACACAAAACUGCCGUAUGUACCAGGAAUGCCUAAUGGACUGUACAGUGCCAUAUUCUGCCUCGGAGCUUUGUGUCUCACUGUGGUUACUCUCACAGGUAGGGAUGUGAGUUGCACCCUUCAAUUCUCAGUGCCUUUCCAGUUGGUCUGAAGUUAAUAUGGCAAGGUGUUUGAGGUUUGGUGGUUUUUCUAAUACUUCUGUUGAAAGUUCAUUUUAUGUGAAGUGUUAGGUUUUUGCUUUAUUUCCAGUUGUACAAUUUUGGUGUUUUCCUAAUGAGUGCCCCUUGCCAUUACAAAAUGUUCUAUUUCUUUAGCACCAACAUGCAAGUAACUAGUUAUAUAAACCAGUAUAACAAAAUAAAGCUCUUUCACAGGCCUGUAAUUUUUCCAAAUAAGAUAAAUACUGCUACGAAGCAAACUUUGAACAAAGGAAUGAAUGAUGUCUUGGAAAAUAGCUGAUGAAAUAAUGUAGGACUACAGAUAUUUAGCUUAAUGCUUAAGUUCACCAUAUCUUCUCAGAAAAUAUUUUUACGUGUAUAUAACUGGAAACAUUACCUCCCCUAAUUCUGAAAUGCCAAAUGCAUAAUCCUGCCUAUUCAUCCUUUCUUUCCUGCUUGUGUCAGGCGCUCCAGUUGGGACUAAUGGUCACAAUGUCACUUCCCCAAUUAAUUUGUGAAUAGACCGAGGUACUUUCCAGUAAGGAAUAAAAUUAACAGAGUAUGUUCUUCUAAAUGGUAUCUGGAAAAUAUGCCCUACUUCUGCUAAAUACAAGGAACUAAAUGAAUAGUGUGCAGAUGAUACAGUGGAACUGGAAAACAUUUUAUUUUAAAUUAUGCACUACGGCAUCACAUGCAAGGAAGUCUCGUCAAGCUACUUGAUUGGCAGUAUUCUCCUACCCUUCCUACAACUUGUUAUUUUGCAUGAAAAGUAGUGCUUUUCAGGGUUUAUAUUCACCUAGGAAAUACGGAUGGGUUUUGCGUCGUGAAGCUUAAUAAUUAAGAAUUAUGCAAAUAAUUCGCCUCUAGAAACGGCAAGUAUUUUUAGCUAGUUUGUGAGCAAAAUUUAAUUUAUGUUUAAUACUGAAGUUCUUGGCUGAAAAUUAAGCUGCAAACAAAAUCUGUAUUGUAAGAAUAAAUAAAAGAAUAAGAAGUUUUAUUGUAA
Messenger RNA from Haemorhous mexicanus (house finch), 2837 nucleotides. It is a transcript of the gene BABAM2, whose product is annotated as BRISC and BRCA1 A complex member 2. The record is from RefSeq and is a predicted model, not a curated record. Gene Ontology annotation, cellular component: BRISC complex; BRCA1-A complex. Gene Ontology annotation, biological process: double-strand break repair. NCBI's taxonomy places the organism in Eukaryota, Metazoa, Chordata, Aves, Passeriformes, Fringillidae. Bases 116 to 1267 code for a protein of 383 amino acids. The transcript is spliced from 12 exons.